CUUCCUCUAGAGUGAUGACUCUUUGAGGACUUAAUGACUGGGAGUAGCAGCAGAAACCGCCACCAUGUCUAACGCUGCACCCGCUGAAGCCGCACCAGCUGAGGCUACUUCCACUGCCGAGGGCGAAGCUCCACCAGCAGAGACUGCACCUGUCGAGGGAAAGGCCCCAGCGGAGGCCGCUCCAGCAGAAGGAGAGGCUCCCGCAGAACCCGCGCCUGAGGAGCCCAAAGCAUGUGCACCCCCUCCUCCAGAUGAGCCCACCAGCGAGCCCCUUGAAGUGACAGUGGAGGACAAGAGUGACUCUUCAGUGACCAUCACCUGGAGGCCUCCAAAGACCGUUCCGGCCAACUCUGGCCUGGAUGGAUACACUGUGGAAAUCACCAAGGAGGGAACCGAAGACUGGAAAGCAGUCAACGAGGACCUGACCGUGUCCUGUCGUUAUGUUAUCAAGAACCAGACUACCGGCGACCAUCUGCUGAUCCGGGUGGUGGCUGUGAACUCUGGUGGCCGCAGCCCCCCUGCUACCAUCGCCGAUCCCAUUCUGGUCAAGGAGGUUGGGGCUCGCCCCAAAGUCCGCCUGCCUCGCUUCCUGAGGCAGAGGUAUGUCAAGAAAGUCGGUGAGAAGAUUAACCUUGUCAUCCCCUUCUCUGGCAAGCCUAAGCCAGUGGUUAGCUGGUUAAAGGAUGGAGAGCCCCUUGACCCAAAGAGGGCCAACAUCCGUACAUCUGACACAGACAGCAUCCUGUUCGUCCGUCAAGCAGAGAGAGUGGACUCUGGCUCAUACGAGAUGUGCGUGAAGGUGGAUGACUUUGAAGACAAAGCUGCUAUCAUCAUCCAAAUUAUUGAGCUGCCUGGGCCACCAGCCAGCAUUAAGAUUGCGGAUGUCUGGGGAUUCAAUGUUGCCCUUGAGUGGACCGCACCUAAAGAUAACGGAAACACAGAGAUCACAGGCUACACCGUCCAGAAGGCUGACAAGAAAACCGGGGACUGGUUCAACAUUCUGGAGCACUACACCAGACUAAACGCUACCAUCUCAGACCUCAUCAUGGGCAACACCUACACCUUCAGGAUCUUUGCAGAGAACAAGUGUGGACUCAGUGAGGAAUGUGCCACGACCAAGGAAGAAGCCACCAUUGUGAAGGAGGUUAUUGACUACAAACCUACCCCGUUCGUGGAGCGUGACUUCACCGAGGCUCCCAAGUUCACCACUGUUCUGAACGACAGGUCCACCACUGUUGGCUACAGCACCAAGCUGCUGUGCUCUGUAAGGGGAUCCCCCAAGCCUAAGAUUAUGUGGAUGAAGAACAAGAUGAUCCUCAACAACAUGGAUAACCCCAAGUACAGGAUGAUCAGCACAGGGGGCAUCUGCACCCUGGAGAUCCGUAAGCCUGGCCAAUAUGACGGUGGAGAGUAUGUCUGCAGAGCUGAGAACCAACUGGGGAAGGUCGACACCGGUUGCAAGCUGGAGGUCAAAAAGCCUGUUUAUGCAGAUGCUGACAACCAUUGGUUCAUGAUCAUUAAAACAAUGAUAUUUACCUCAACAGAACCUGUUUAUGCAGAUGCUGACAAAGACAAGGAGGCAGAGUGAAUGCACAUGCAUACAGUCCCAAGUUAGAAGCAAGCUGAAUGAGGCCUUUACAAGAAAAGGACGGUGCUGGAUGCUGGAGAAAAAUGUACAUAUAACUUGAAAGAACAUACAAUCAAAUUGUUAUUACCUACAACCGCUGUAUCCUAACCUAUCCCACCCUAUCCUAUAUUUAUGAAGAAUUAUCAUGUGUCCCCUUUAUUUGUAUUUUUUCCCUUAGUACUCUCUGAAAUAGUUAAUAUCCAUGUCCACAACUCAGAUGUCAACAACUGUCUGUCUCACAAUGUCAUUCUGAUUGUUCCUGAUUGGAGAUUAAAGCUGUAAAACCUCGGAAUGUUUGUUACAAUAAAGAUUUUGAUUCAUGUU
This is a messenger RNA of Salmo salar (Atlantic salmon), 1951 nucleotides long. NCBI's taxonomy places the organism in Eukaryota, Metazoa, Chordata, Actinopteri, Salmoniformes, Salmonidae. The record is from RefSeq and is a predicted model, not a curated record.